CACUGCAGCCUGCUCUGCUGCACCCUCUUCGCCUAGGAAAGUGUUAAAGCAGGUCUGAGGCCCUUUACAGAAUAUUUGGACUGGAGGAAGCCCUGGUUUGGUGUUUUUCUAAGAUGCUGGAGCUUAUCUGUAGACUCAGGACUGUCUGGAAGGGUCACUUGAGUGUGAUCUCUGGUAACCUGGUCACAUUUGCGUUACAAAGACUGAACAGAGCUGAGAGAUGCAAAAAUCACUUUACUACGACAACUCAGGGUCUUUUGCAGGCUGUGGCUUCCAAGACACUAGUGCCAUGAGUUACUUGGGGCACCAGGCUUACCCCACUGAAAAUGACUAUGAAUCUCCUACUGCUUACAGCCAGGAACCACUUAGCCCCACUAGCAAUAAGAACGAGCACUCCAUGAAGGGCAUUAACUUUCAUCUGUCUGAUGUCUCAGAACAAGCCCAGCAGCCAAAGUCACCCAACUCAGCUGCAGUGUCCCCCAGCCCCAAAUCAACUGCCACCCAGAGCUGCCCCUCCCAGUCCAGGUGCUGGGACAGAGGACUGCUGGAAGUCACCGGCACCAAGAAGAGCAGCAAGAACAACAACAACCUACCCAAACAGAUCUUCCCCUGGAUGAAAGACACACGUCAGAACUCCAAACACAAGAAGCCACCCCUCCCCCAAACAGAAGAUGACAGCUCACUGGACAGCAGCUUUAUGAGUUCUGCCUCCAAAAGGGCCAGGACUGCUUAUACCAACUCUCAGCUGGUGGAGCUGGAGAAGGAAUUCCAUUUCAAUCGUUAUCUUUGUCGCCCAAGGAGGCUGGAAAUGGCCAAACUGCUUAAUUUAUCGGAGAGACAAAUCAAGAAUCUGGUUCAGAACAGGAGGAUGAAGUACAAAAAGGACCAAGGGAAGGGUGGGGGUGUCUCUCCUGGAGGACAAUCUCCCAGCAGAAGUCCCUCACUGAUACCGUUACUCUAACCCCCUCAACCUGGAUGUGAGAGUGGCUAUGAAGUGCCUAUGGUAAACGAGAUUCAGCAAGAGUCCUGCAAUAUGUAUGGCUUGACUGCUUAUUCUGCCCCUCUGUAUGACAACCCACCGCCACCAGCUCAAAAACGAUAUAACCAGCCCCUGACCUCUGAGUACGACCACCCCUCAAUGCAUGGAGAUGGAGUCUAUGACAACUCUGGAUUGCAGGGUAGCCAGGGUUUACAUUGGAGGGACUACCUGGAGAAUGGGUCUGGAAGCUGCUCUCUGUUCAACAUGCCCCAUCCUUCUUUUAGCAUUGACUACAGCUGUGCUGCACAGACACCAAGCAAGCACCAUCUUGGGCCCUGUGGACCCACAUCCACCUACACAGACUUAAACAUACAUCCUGUGCCUCAGGGGUGUUCCCAGGAGCCUCCAGUGCUGCACACAUCUGUAGAAUUGUGUACCCUUUGA
Molecule: messenger RNA, 1423 nt
Organism: Bufo bufo (common toad)
Lineage: Eukaryota; Metazoa; Chordata; Amphibia; Anura; Bufonidae
Product: homeobox protein Hox-D3-like
Biological process (GO): regulation of transcription by RNA polymerase II
Cellular component (GO): nucleus
Molecular function (GO): RNA polymerase II cis-regulatory region sequence-specific DNA binding; DNA-binding transcription factor activity, RNA polymerase II-specific
Source: RefSeq, a predicted model, not a curated record